AGGAAGUUCAAGACCUUCUUCCUUACGUCUGUCUAUGACAGAGAGGGGAAAAACUGGGUCAAGGAAGACAAGAAGGUGUCUCUUGAUCAUCGGCUCUUCCAAGGAUACGGGGUCAAGGCUUUGUCCAUGAAAGCGUUUGAUGUGCGCGGGAAUGGAACAGAGUUCCAAAUGCUGGAUCUGGAAAAGUUUCUUUCCAAAACCAAUGGCUACCGCGUGACUGGGUCCCUGCCUGUCGUCGAGAGCGCUUUCAUGCUCAGUAGACCUUUGGUCCAAUUCAACAGCCCGACGGACCAACUCGCGGCUUUCGUUAUGCGAUACAGGGAAGAGUUCGCGAGGCUGCCUGCUGCCCAACAAGUUGACCGUGUUUUCGUGCCGAUUGACGCCCCGUCUUUGUCGGCUGCGGGGCCCAAACGGCGCCAGGAUCAACCGGCCAGAGCGGGUGGAAAGAGGAAGGAAUUGCCGACUGCCCCGUCUUCGUCGGUUGUGGUUGUCCAAGCUCUGCCCGCUCCAGUAACGCCCUCAGAUCGGCAAGGUCGCGAUGCGGCCGAGCAGUCCAGCGAGGCCACAGACUACGACGACGGGGCUGUGCGCUAUCGGGCUAGUCCGCAGCAUCGUUCCCGGGGAGGUGCAGGUGCCUUCGAUGACGAGGAAUGCGAGGGCCAAGAUGGAGAGGGCGGUGGUUGGGAUGGGGAGGGCGGUGGUGAGGAGGGGGAGGGCGGUGGUGAGGAGGAGGARRGCGGUGGUGAGGGGGACGACGGUAACGAAGGAGAUGCUGAAGGUGAGGACGAUGGCAUGGACGAGGAGAGAGACGAUGUUGGUGAGGAAGUCGAAGACAAUCGCUCCUAUGACCACGCCAUGCGACAGGGAGACGAACCGGGCUCACGGGGAAAGCGAAAGAGGGAAGAGGCGUCGACCUCUCCUGCGAGUCGAACAAAACAGGCGAGGGCGGACGCCGUCAAUGAAGCUCGCGGAGCGUUGACAGCAUCACAGGAAGCGUGGGCUCCUCGGAAAACUGGUGGGGGGGGGCGAAGUGGCAGCCGCGGGGGCGGUAGCGGAGGCGGUAGGAAAGGCUCGCAGAGGUCCAGGGCACCUGAGCUGCGGGACUCGGGGGAUGAGGGCGAGGGGGUGGGGCCUCGCAUGCCCGAAGACGUUGAAGAGCUGGUUCAGCACGCCGCGCCCGUGGACACGACACGAUGUUUCUUCCUCGAAUACGACAAACAGGGCUUCGCCAGGCAAGACGUCCAAGUUGUUAACGUCGACGUUAAUAGGAUCAAACCCAUUCCCCGUGGGAAGAUCCUUUUUAACCACCAUUCGUUGUCUAAGAACAUUGUGAGAGGCAUCGAGAGUGCCAUAGAAAGCUCCAUCAGUGCUGACCCGAGGGUGUGGGAUAAACCUGAGCUCGUUCUUGCGCCGGUUGACCCCAACGUCAUCGUCGUGGGGCAGGGAAGGCGAAUCACGCCGGACGAGUUCUUCCAAAGAGAUUGUGCAGAGUUCGACUGGUACGCUGUCUGCGGUCAGCAUUGCCGAGGCCAUGAAACGGAUGCUGUGCAUGAUAUGCGGCAAUGGUGGAUCGACAACAAUAGGAUCGAGGUACCCAAAGGUAAGGUCAGCGAGAAGGAUGGCGUCGCCGCUGCGCAUCAUAAAACGUGGCAGAACUUCCUGAGGGCCUGCAUGGGGAAGGCGUGCGAUAAGGCAUUCGUGAAACAGGCACUCGACAACGAAUACAGCAAGGAUUGGAGUAACAAACUUCGGGGGUACCUGAACCUCGCCACGUCCACCCGCACGGUUUGGCCGCUGGUGGAGAAGUUCUUCGCGAUGUUCGAGGAGGGUAAGCUGCCAAUCGGCGACGGCAAGAUCCUGCUUGAGAUGCCGGGGAGGCCCGGCCCGUACACUAACGAGAACAAGGGACAACGGACUUUGUACCACUGCAUAUAUGCGAGAGAUGGUCCCAAGGGCUCCACCGUGUCCUGGAAGGAUUUGUGUCCUACGUACUUCAAGAACUUCGGGGACAUGACAUGCCGCGAGAGAGAAGUCGCGCUACUCCUGCUCAUGUCGGGGAAAGUGGUGGCAACAAAAGUGAGAGUCACGCCUCCGAGGGUGAACACAGAGUGCCUCCUCGACAUUAUGCGCAAGGAGAGAUACAUGGUCCGCAUGUUCAACUACGUUGUGUUUCCCGCCGAGGGAAGGGCAGGGGACGAAUGGAACGACGACUUCUUCAUGUCGUACAAGGACCUGGAAGACAGGUAUGCUUUAAACGGGUUAUGCGCAGAUGAAUGGGAGAAGCAACGGGAGAAGCUGCAUAGCAACUUAGUGAAAACAAUCCCUCGGCGACUUGGAGGAGUGGAGGAGGCGAGGCAAGGUAAUAAUGUCAUUGCCUGUGACGAGUCGGCCAAGGACAUUGCAUACUUGACAAAGUUCGUCGACAUAGUUGUUAAGGAUGGGAGAUUUAAGUGCCGCCUCGAGAAGCCGCGUGCCACACAUCGCACGAACAGGGAUAUGUACCACAAGUUGGGACCGAAAAGACUGAAGGUGUGGCAAUACCUGUUCCGCGAUGCGCCGGAUGGACGCCUUGAUGGGGGAUACAUAUAUAGGAAAGCAAAGUUAGAGUACUCACACAAGUUUUACGAGCUGCAGUCGAGCCCCUCGAACGGCAAGAUUGACUGGAAGGUUGAGCGCGCCGCCGCGCUCGAGAGCAUGGACGUGGACUCCCGAGAAGAUGCCGCCCCUGUGCCCGAGGCAGCCACAGGGAACACAAUGGGUGAACAAAAGGAAGAUGGCGGGACGACGUUGGGCGUGAAGCCUCCGUUGCCAGAGGCGAGGAACACGCCCGCAGGCAAAAACACCAUCGGAGCCAUCUCUGUCGCAAUGGGGGAUACAUCACAAGGUGAAAAAGUGUCACUCGACAAGCCGGCGGAUGCGGGCGCCACAUACGGGAGUCUGCUCGCGACAGGUGCGGCGCUGGCAGGCACAUCGGAGAUGGUGUCAGAGUCCACUGCUGGGAUGGGCGUCACGGGGAUGUCGUUGCAUCCGCCCACAUGCACUGGCAAAGGUGACGCACACUGUACAACAACACCACAGGGAGGGGUCACAGGGGAUGACGGGAAUGGGGGAAAUGCAUGGGGGUCUCCACGUUCUCGCUAUAUUGAGGAUAUGACGACGGACGAUGAGGAUGGGGUAGAAGGCGGAAAGGGCGUGAGUGAUCCCACGAGUGCAGAAAAUGAGGGGUGAGACAGGGAAUGAACUUGAGGGGAAUCC
Messenger RNA from Chara braunii, 3255 nucleotides. NCBI's taxonomy places the organism in Eukaryota, Viridiplantae, Streptophyta, Charophyceae, Charales, Characeae. The record is from the annotation of a GenBank genome assembly.